Miscanthus lutarioriparius is the source of this 810-nucleotide messenger RNA. Lineage: Eukaryota; Viridiplantae; Streptophyta; Magnoliopsida; Poales; Poaceae. The record is from the annotation of a GenBank genome assembly.
AUGGCUGCGGAUUUCCGCACCCCCGACCGCCUCCUGCCCGCCGCAGCUGAGGAGCCGACGACCCCGCCGGGCCACCCUUCCAAUCCGGUGCUUAGCACCCCCGCCGUCCCCGACGCCACCCACGAUGGCCUCCGCUUCUGGCAGUACAUGCUCGCCGGCUCCGUCGCCGGCGUCGUCGAGCACACGGCGAUGUUCCCCGUCGACACCCUCAAGACCCACAUGCAGGCCAGCAUGCCGCCCUGCCGACCGGCUCUGUCUCUGGGGGCGGCCCUGCGCAACGCCGUGGCCGGCGAGGGCGGCGCCCUCGCCCUCUACCGGGGACUCCCCGCCAUGGCGCUCGGCGCGGGCCCCGCACACGCCGUCUACUUCUCCGUCUACGAGUUCGCCAAGUCGGCCCUCACCGACCGCCUCGGCCCCAACAACCCCGCCGCGCACGCCGCCUCCGGGGUCGUCGCGACCGUCGCCAGCGACGCGGUCUUCACGCCUAUGGACACCGUCAAGCAGCGGCUGCAGCUCACCAGCAGCCCCUACACGGGCGUAGGGCACUGCAUCCGCACCGUGCUGCGCGACGAGGGACCUGGCGCCUUCUUCGUUUCCUACCGGACAACCGUGGUCAUGAACGCACCCUACACCGCUGUCCACUUUGCCACCUACGAGGCGGCCAAGCGGAUGCUCGGGGACAUGGCCGCCGAUGAGGAGUCCCUCGCCGUACACGCCACCGCUGGGGCCGCAGCAGGGGCACUUGCCGCGGCGGUCACCACGCCCCUCGAUGUUGUCAAGACGCAGCUACAGUGCCAGGUGAAGAUCUAG